Messenger RNA from Trichechus manatus latirostris (Florida manatee), 1103 nucleotides. RefSeq names its product zinc finger protein 416-like. Bases 668 to 982 code for a protein of 104 amino acids. The record is from RefSeq and is a predicted model, not a curated record. Gene Ontology annotation, biological process: regulation of DNA-templated transcription. The transcript has 3 exons. NCBI's taxonomy places the organism in Eukaryota, Metazoa, Chordata, Mammalia, Sirenia, Trichechidae.
ACGGGUUUUAUAGAACAAUACAUGCAUUUGGAUUGGCAGACUUAGGGGACAUCUGAAAUAAUAAUUUUUAGCCCCUGGGAACAUGGUGAGGUUCACAGACUCUCAAAUAAAAUCUCUAAACACUGGUGAUCAAUUGCAGACAACAAACCCCAAUAAUCUGCCUGGGGCUCAUUAAGAAGCGAAGCCGCUCCCACUUGCAUGCAGACAAGACACGCCAUUUUCAGCACCCCUUGCGGUGUCGUUUUAAUUUAUUCCUGGACUUCAGUCCAGUGGAGAAUGCUUAUUUCCGCGGCCAGGCAAAUACUGUAACUAUAUUGCCCAGAAUGCUCUGCGACUAGUCGCAGCAUCAUUGAACCAAUGGAGCCCAAGGAAAACGAUAUUAUGCGCAUGUACAUCUCUGGGGCGGGACUUCCGGCGUCCUCCUUGUGGCCUUCGUUUUGGCAGUUGUGAGGGCUGGUCGCCUAGUCAGGGCUUCUAACCCGGAGUUGGCACAGUGGUGAUCUAACCGAGGAUGUGCGAGAGAACUCGUGGUCCCCGUUACACAGGCGGGCCUGAGGCUUGGCCGUGGCGCCGACCGGGGUGACCGCAUCCUGGCAGGAAUAGUGAGCCUCGUCGGAAUUCCCGCCGGGUGUCCGGAGAGCCCGGCCCUGCUCUGCCCUCCCGCUCCAUGGCAGCCGCCGCGCUGAGAGACCUGGCUGAGGGCUGUGUCAACUUUGAGGACGUGGCCAUUGAUUUCUCCCAGGAGGAGUGGGGGCUCCUUGAUGAGACUCAGAAGCUCUUCUACUGUGAUGUGAAGCUGGAGAACUUUGCAGUCAUAUCAUCCUUGGCUUGUUGGCAUGGAGUGGAGGAGGAAAAAGCGUCUUCUGAGCAGAGUGUUUCUUUGGAAGGAGUGUUACAGGUCAGGACUCCACAGGAGGUCCAUCCACCCAGAAGACUCACCCCAGGAGAUAUGUGUCCCUGCCUUGAAAGAUAUUGUGACUGAGCACAAAACAGCUAAUCCUGGGCAGAAGCUGUACUUGGGUGGGGCAUGUGUGAGAACCUCCUGGCUCAAUGCAAGCCUUCCCCAGCACCAGAAGCAUCACAGUGGAGAAAAACCCUUCAGA